Messenger RNA from Anopheles darlingi, 854 nucleotides. RefSeq names its product trypsin delta-like. The transcript has 3 exons. Bases 19 to 816 code for a protein of 265 amino acids. Gene Ontology annotation, biological process: proteolysis. The record is from RefSeq and is a predicted model, not a curated record. Gene Ontology annotation, molecular function: serine-type endopeptidase activity. Lineage: Eukaryota; Metazoa; Arthropoda; Insecta; Diptera; Culicidae.
CAGAAGUGCCUUUCGAAAAUGAAGCAAUGUGCGUGGUUAGUUGUUGCAGCCCUGCUUUGCGGCAGUGGUCUCACCAGCGCAGAGGGCGGUAAGAACGCUACUAGAGGAAAGUCAUCAGGCCGCAUUGUUGGAGGAUACGAUGUCGAUAUCGCUAGCUAUCCAUACACCGCAGUGGUGGCUGCUUUUAUCCCGAACGCAUAUAUAAUGUGUGGAGGCGUCAUCGUUUCGUCGACUAAAGUGCUCACAGCGGCCCACUGUUUGUAUCAGCAACCGAUUACUUCGAUUACGAUCCGUGCUGGUACCACUCUUCGCAACAGCGGUGGAUUCCUGUUCAACUAUCUUAGCUACGCUGUACACAGCCAGUAUAACUCAACCACCUUUGCGAACGAUAUUGCGGUCAUCACCAUUAAGGGAACUUUCGAUGGGUUUACGAAUGUCGGAAAAAUCCUCCUACAGGAUACUGAGCCCGUGAUUUCUUCCGUAACGCCGACCAGCUGUUUCGUUGUUGGAUGGGGAAUGAAUAAUACUGCUACCGGAACGUUAGCGGAUCGUUUACAGCGUGGCAAUUUCGUACUCAUGCCCCAAACGACAUGUGCCAGUCGCGUUUCGCAGUUGACAGACACGACCAUUUGUGCUCAAUCGAUAGAAGGUGACGCCUGCCGUGGUGACAGUGGAGGACCCCUGGUUUGUAACAGCCGCUUAUUCGGCAUAGUGUCGUUUGGUGCGCAGGGCUGCAAUGGUGCUAUCCCGGAUGGAUUUGCAAAAAUUACGGCUCCGAGCGUCCGAAGCUUCAUUACUGCGAAUGCCGGAAUCUAGACAAACAUUUCGGACACCAAGUUCUUUGCAUGAAAAAG